Molecule: messenger RNA, 3124 nt
Organism: Tupaia belangeri chinensis (Chinese tree shrew)
Lineage: Eukaryota; Metazoa; Chordata; Mammalia; Scandentia; Tupaiidae
Gene: MCM4
Product: minichromosome maintenance complex component 4
Exons: 16
Coding region: 16-2604 (862 amino acids)
Biological process (GO): DNA strand elongation involved in DNA replication; DNA replication; double-strand break repair via break-induced replication
Cellular component (GO): MCM complex; nucleus
Molecular function (GO): single-stranded DNA binding; single-stranded DNA helicase activity; ATP binding
Source: RefSeq, a predicted model, not a curated record
AGGUAUCCAAGCGGCAUGUCGUCCCCGGCGUCCACCCCGAGCCGCCGCAGCCGGCGCGGGAGGACCACCCCGGCGCAGACGCCUCGCAGUGAGGAUGCCAGGUCACCUCCCUCUCGGAGACCCCGGGGAGAUGAUUCCACCUCCACAGGAGAGCUGCAGCCCAUGCCCACCUCACCUGGAGCAGAUCUGCAGAGCCCGGCCCCGCAGGAUGCCUUAUUUUCCAGUCCUCCUCAGCUGCAACCUUCAGCUCUUCCUCUUGAUUUUGAUGUUAGCUCGCCACUGACAUAUGGCACUCCCAGCUCUCGGGUAGAGGGAACUCCAAGGAGUGGUGUGAGGGGCACACCUGUGAGGCAGAGGCCUGACCUGGGCUCUGCACGGAAGGGUCUGCAGGUGGAUCUGCAGUCUGAUGGGGCAGCAGCAGAAGAUGUAGUGGCAAGUGAGCAGUCUCUAGGUCAGAAGCUCGUGAUCUGGGGAACAGAUGUAAAUGUGGCAACCUGCAAAGAAAAUUUUCAGAGAUUUCUUCAACGUUUUAUUGACCCUCUGGCUAAAGAAGAAGAAAACGUUGGCAUAGAUAUUACUGAGCCUCUGUAUAUGCAACGACUUGGAGAGAUUAAUGUUAUUGGGGAGCCAUUUUUAAAUGUAAACUGUGACCACAUAAAGUUAUUUGACAAAAAUUUAUACAGACAGCUUAUCUGCUACCCACAGGAAGUUAUCCCGACUUUUGACAUGGCCGUCAAUGAGAUCUUUUUUGACCGUUACCCUGACUCAAUCUUAGAACAUCAAAUUCAAGUGAGACCAUUCAACGCAUUGAAGACUAAGAAUAUGAGAAACCUGAAUCCAGAAGACAUUGACCAGCUCCUCACCAUCAGUGGCAUGGUCAUCAGGACAUCCCAGCUGAUCCCUGAGAUGCAGGAGGCCUUCUUCCAGUGCCAAGUGUGCGCCCACACCACCCGGGUGGAGAUGGACCGCGGCCGCAUUGCAGAGCCCUCUGUCUGCAGCCGCUGCCACACCACCCACAGCAUGGCACUGAUCCACAACCGCUCCCUCUUCUCUGACAAGCAGAUGAUCAAGCUCCAGGAGUCCCCUGAAGACAUGCCUGCAGGGCAGACGCCCCACACUGUCAUCCUUUUUGCUCAUAAUGACCUUGUGGACAAGGUUCAACCUGGGGACAGAGUGAAUGUUACAGGCAUCUAUCGAGCAGUGCCUAUUCGAGUCAAUCCUAGAGUGAGUAACGUGAAGUCUGUCUAUAAAACCCACAUCGAUGUCAUUCAUUAUCGGAAAACGGAUGCAAAACGUCUCCAUGGCCUCGAUGAAGAAGCAGAACAGAAACUUUUUUCAGAGAAGCGUGUGGAAAUGCUUAAGGAGCUUUCCAGAAAACCAGACAUUUAUGAGAGACUUGCAUCAGCCUUGGCUCCGAGCAUUUAUGAACAUGAAGAUAUAAAGAAGGGAAUCUUGCUGCAGCUCUUUGGUGGAGCAAGGAAGGAUUUCAGUCACACGGGAAGAGGCAAAUUCCGUGCCGAGAUCAACAUCCUGCUGUGUGGCGACCCUGGCACCAGCAAGUCCCAGCUGCUGCAGUACGUGUACAACCUGGUCCCCAGGGGUCAGUAUACAUCAGGGAAGGGCUCCAGCGCAGUCGGCCUCACCGCCUAUGUGAUGAAAGACCCUGAGACACGGCAGCUGGUUCUGCAGACUGGGGCCCUGGUCCUGAGCGACAACGGCAUCUGCUGCAUCGACGAGUUUGACAAGAUGAGUGAAAGCACCCGAGCAGUGCUGCACGAGGUCAUGGAGCAGCAGACCCUCUCCAUCGCCAAGGCUGGGAUUAUCUGUCAGCUCAAUGCACGCACCUCUGUCCUGGCAGCAGCAAAUCCCAUCGAGUCUCAGUGGAACCCUAAAAAAACUACCAUUGAAAACAUCCAGCUACCUCAUACAUUAUUAUCGAGGUUUGACCUGAUUUUCCUCAUGCUAGACCCUCAGGAUGAAGCCUAUGACAGGCGAUUGGCUCACCAUCUGGUAGCACUAUACUACCAGAGUGAGGAGCAGGCGGAAGAGGAGCUCCUGGACAUGGCGGUGCUAAAGGACUACAUAGCAUAUGCCCACAGCACCAUCGUGCCCCGGCUGAGUGAAGAAGCCAGCCAGACUCUCAUCGAGGCUUAUGUGGACAUGAGGAAGAUUGGCAGCAGCCGAGGAAUGGUCUCUGCAUACCCUCGACAACUGGAAUCACUGAUUCGCUUGUCAGAAGCCCAUGCUAAAGUGCGAUUUUCUAACAAAGUUGAAGCAAUUGACGUGGAAGAGGCAAAGCGCCUUCACCGGGAGGCCCUGAAGCAAUCUGCCACCGACCCACGGACUGGCAUCGUGGACAUAUCCAUUCUGACCACAGGAAUGAGUGCCACAUCUCGUAAACGGAAAGAAGAAUUAGCUGAAGCACUGAAAAAGCUUAUUUUAUCCAAGGGCAAAACACCAGCUUUAAAGUACCAGCAACUUUUUGAAGAUAUUCGGGGACAAUCUGACAUAGCAAUUACCAAAGAUAUGUUUGAAGAAGCACUGCGGGCCUUGGCCGAUGAUGACUUCUUGACAGUGACUGGGAAAACUGUCCGCCUGCUCUAGAGCUGCUCUGGGCGCUGCAGCCUGUGUUCCGCCUGCCACACCUGCCUGCGUGUGCACUGCCCCGGGCCCAUCAGCUGCCACCACUGCCUGCCAUUACUGUAAAUAGAGUCUAAGAGUCAUUUGCCUACAUAAAAACUUUUCUAACCUGUGUCCUAUUUUCUUAGUGACAAUUUUUAACAUUUCAAAUAAAAAUGCAAUGCCAUUUGCAAACAGAUUGUUUUCCUAAACCCAUUUUUUAGUUUAUAUGUAGGCAGAUAACAGCCUGUCAGUUCUUUUUCAGGUUGGCAGACUGGGUCAUGGUUUUUGUGCUAGACUUGCUAAUGGCAGUCAUCCCUGUGCUUGAGGACUUUGUGACAUGAGAUAACAGACUUAGGCAGGGUUGCUGUUCAGUGUGAAGUAAAAAAAGGAGAGAGCCUUUCUCAUAGCACUAAGUGGAAUUCUUUUUAGAGGCUUUUAGAUAACUUCUGCUUCUUUGUCCUGCUAUAUAAAACUGUUUCCUUAAAUAAAUGAUGGAAUAAUA